Messenger RNA from Schistosoma mattheei, 3039 nucleotides. The record is from the annotation of a GenBank genome assembly. Lineage: Eukaryota; Metazoa; Platyhelminthes; Trematoda; Strigeidida; Schistosomatidae.
AUGCCUGCACUGAUCGAAAACACCGAAGAUUGGACUCCGGAAGAUCAACGUCAAAAAAUUAGUGAACUUGACGAUAAUGUGGUGGAUGUUACAGGUUAUUCGACAUCAUAUAUACGAACCACCUUUAUGUACAUUGGCAUCAUUUUCACCUGUGGACUGCUGAGACUUGUCUUUCACUGGUUCCCUCAUUGGAUGCUGAUGUGCAUGAAUAAGGAAUGUGCUUUAAUAAAAGCCGAGAAGAUACUUGUCAAAGAUGUCCACGGUGUUCGCUAUAUACAUGACGUGGUUGUUGAAAUAAUUGGAACAGCAAAUUGUGCUAAACCCUUGUACGUUCGAAAAACUGCCUCGUUCAUGCUGUCGCAAGUGUCAUGUUCUGAAAAAGAGGGCAAGAUGAUGUGUUACUUUGUUCAUAAAUGUGUAAAGUAUGUAUGGGACAGCAAGACUAAUCGCUUUGAGCUUCCAAGGGGCUGGCAUGAAACUACAUAUGAAGAAAUUCUGGAUUCUAAGCCUUUGAAUAACGAAACAGUCCUUAUGAAUCGUGCGUUGUAUGGAAUGAAUGAAAUAAGUAUCAAUCUUACUUCAAUUGUCAGGCUACUACUUGAUGUGUGCUUGAAUCCAUUCUACUGUUUCCAAAUAUUCAGUUGUAUUUUGUGGUAUUCUGAUGAGUACUGGAUGUACGCUACUUGUAUUGUUGUUAUUUCAAUUAUGUCACUAUCAUGGCAAGUUUAUGAACUACGUAGAAACGAAAAGACUCUUAAAGAAACUAUGUGUAUAUCCUCUUCUGUAAUCGUUUAUCGAGAAGAAGAUGGGAUUAAAGAAUUCAAAGAAGUGGAUUCCAUUUCAUUAGUUCCCGGUGAUAUAAUUGAAAUUCCACAAAACGGGUGUCUGGUUCAAUGUGAUGCCAUCUUACUAGCGGGAAACUGCAUAGUAAAUGAAAGUACAUUGACCGGUGAAAGUGUUCCAGUUACCAAAAUUCCCUUACCCGAUUCACCAUCAAAAGGUACGUUAUUCGAUAUCAAAGUUCAUGGUCGGCAUAUUUUAUUUGCUGGUACUACUGUUAUUCAAACAAGAAAUUAUGCAGAUGAGCGAGUUCUGGCUGUUGUUGCACGCACUGGCUUUUACACUGUCAAGGGUGAGCUUGUACGGUCAAUUCUGUUUCCGAAACCUCUAAAAUUCAAAUUCACCCAAGAUUCCCUCCGGUUUAUUUUUGCUUUGUCUAUUCUUGCUGUUAUUGGUUUGGGAGUUUCAAUCUACUUAAUGAUCAGAGCUAAUGUUGGUGUUGAUGACAUUAUCCGUCGAGCGUUAGAUUUAGUUACUGUGGUGAUACCACCAGCCUUACCUGUUGUGAUGACAGUAGGAGUUGUUCUGGCUCAACGACGCUUACUAUCGCAUGGAAUAUUUUGUGUCAAUCCAACCGUGAUCAGUGUUUGUGGAGUAAUCAAUGUAGCUUGUUUUGAUAAAACGGGCACUUUAACGGAAGAUGGUUUGGAUAUGUGGGGUAUCAUUCCUUAUGAAGAUGGUUUGUUUGCAGAUCCGGAAUUAGAACCAUCAGAGUUGGAUAAUGGUCCUCUAAUGGAAUGUUUAGCGACUUGUCACUCAUUGACAUUGAUUGAAGGAGUUCUGUGUGGAGAUCCUCUGGACUUAAAGAUGUUCCAGUCAACUAAAUGGGAACUCAUUGAAGAAGCUGCUGAUCACUGUAAAUUUGAAAUGGCUGUCCCUGCUAUCGUACGUCCAUCUAGUAAAACCAGUUUGACGGAAAAGAUUUCUGAAAAAUUCAAUGGUGAUGAUAUUCCAUAUGAAGUGGGUAUUUUACGGCAAUUUCCAUUCAGUUCUUCAUUACAACGUAUGUCUGUGAUUACUCGUGCUCUCAAUCAAAAUCAUUUCAAUAUCUAUACUAAAGGUGCACCUGAAACUAUUGAAUUAUUGUGCAGAUGUGAUACUAUACCUAGAGAUUUCCAUUCUACUCUAUUGGAAUACACACGUGAAGGUUAUCGAGUUUUAGCGUUAGCUUGGAAACCAUUGAAAGCAACCUAUACAAAAGUUUUACACGUAUCUAGGGAGCGCGUUGAACAGAAUUUACGAUUUCUUGGUCUACUGAUCAUGGAGAACCGUUUGAAACCGGAAACAACUCAAGUGAUUGAAACUUUAAGAUAUGCCAAUAUUCGACCUGUAAUGGUAACUGGUGAUAGUAUGUUGACUGCAUUGUCAGUAGCUCGAGAUUGCGAGAUGAUCGAUGAACUGGAUCGUAUUAUUCUUGUGUCUGCAAAACCACCACCAUUUCCUCGUCAUGUUCAAUCAUCUAGUCCGAAUGAUUCUGUAACUUGUUCUACCAAAGUUGAUCUACCCAGUGAUCAACCACACAGUCAUACUUCUUCAAAUCAUGUUAGUUUACCAUUUGUUUCGUUGACACAAUCACAAGGAACAAGAAACAACAAUAGACCACGUACACACUCAAGUUUUAAUGCAGCGAAUUCUUUAUUUGAGGAAAACUUCUUCAAUCAACAAUACGAUUCAUUAGUUGAAUUUCAUUAUGCUGAAGAUUUACACAAACCAGUCACUGAAGUGACAGCUACAACUGAAACAAGAACAACGAGGAAGUCUCAUAGAUCUCAACCUGUUAAUAAUACUUCGACUGAAACUGAUGUUGAUCCGCACACAUUCUCUGUAAGGAGUAGUAGGAAAUCUCGAAAAUUGAUGCAUCGCUUGUGUGAAGAUGUUCCGUGUGUUUCACGGGGAUGUGAACAGCAUUCCUCACCGUCUUCAAGUCCACUGACAGAUAUAACUGCGGUGCCUAAUGUUUCAGUGAAUGGUCACCCUCGUGCUUCUUCAUCCGGUCAACGAGAACAUCACCAUUAUGAAAUAAGAAGCAAUGGAUGUUAUUCGAAAGAUGAUUUGCAUUCGGUAUCAAGUCGUCGUUUGGAUCCCACUCAUUCUGUAUCUAUACGGAUGCUCGAUCGACCUGAUUUCCACCUAGCUAUGUCUGGUAAACGUGGGCGAUCAUACGAGAAUAUUAUCCUUGGCUUAUACCAAAGCUUGUAG